Bursaphelenchus xylophilus (pine wood nematode) is the source of this 1181-nucleotide messenger RNA. NCBI's taxonomy places the organism in Eukaryota, Metazoa, Nematoda, Chromadorea, Rhabditida, Aphelenchoididae. The record is from the annotation of a GenBank genome assembly.
AUGUUGAGGCACUUGCUCCCGAGGUUGUCGCAAUUUGUGAGCCAAGCUUCCGCAUCUGGAAGGUGGUAUCCACAGCCAACGUAAGGUUAUAAUUUAUUUUUUAUGGUCUUAGUGAGAAAAGCGCACCAAGUUUGUGUGAUGGGCAUUGGCUGUUACUUAUAGCCGCUUUAUUUUCAGAUCGUUUCGAUCACACAGCCAAUGCCCUGAACAAAGCGAUCUUCAGCAGAUGGUUCCAACAGCGAAAGAACUAGGGCUGCCUCGCGAAAAUGCAUUCCCCAUCUAUGCCAAGUCUCGUAAACCUGACGGGGCUGUCUAUAAAUUGAAAAAAGGGAAAGGAGGAGAACUUUUGGCUGACUAUAAUCUUUUUGUGGAUGCAAUAAAAAAAUGUGAGGUACACUGGAAUACUUACAACGCGAUGACUUCUGCCGAAAAAACUGUUUACAUGGCACAUUACAAAGCUGUACAAGACCGAAAACUUACUUACAUCGAUCCCCUAGACAAAAGCACCCACCGGACGGUUUCAUCGCUGCUAUAUGAUCAAAAAUGUUGUGGGGAGGGAUGUCGACAUUGCCCUUAUGGACUUGAAAAUUGUCAGGAUUCUGUUAGGAAAUCUCUUGUUUAUACUGGGUUCUAUUAUCUCUGAAUAAAGCUCUCAUUAGAAUUUGUAAACUUUUAGUUAUGAGUUAUCAAUCCACCGUUCUCGACCACCAAAUCCUGGAAUUCAUCGAAGAACUCGUUGUGUUGUUGUAGACAACUCGGCCAUUGGGAAGGAAGCGAAUAGCAGUGGCCGAUUGGCCUACUGUAUUCAUGUUUACAAGAAAGGUUACCGGCCAAAACAUAUGCCCCACGCAACAUUAGGUGACAAGGUCAGUAAAUGGAGAAAUUGAUAAUUUUGCAACCCUUACAGAUAUUGGUUGCCAUAAAAGGGGAGAUGAAGAAGGCUUAUGUUGUUGGGGCUAACACGCAUGUCAACUACAGAAAACAUGGAAUUCCUUCUACUGACACCAACAAUGUUGUUUUAUUGGUAGGUUUCUCAUCAAAUUCUUUAGUCAAUUUUUUAGGAUGACGAGGGAAAUCCUAUUGGCAAUAGGGUUUUGGCCCCGAUCCCUGGAACUCUGCUUAAGAAGAGGGAUAAUAUCGAGAUGGCCAAGAUUGUUUCGCUAGCCACAAGAUUUGUUUAG